Messenger RNA from Galleria mellonella (greater wax moth), 9132 nucleotides. RefSeq names its product protein qui-1. NCBI's taxonomy places the organism in Eukaryota, Metazoa, Arthropoda, Insecta, Lepidoptera, Pyralidae. The transcript is spliced from 31 exons. Gene Ontology annotation, molecular function: protein binding. The coding region runs from base 295 to 5250 and encodes 1651 amino acids. The record is from RefSeq and is a predicted model, not a curated record.
GCUACCGCGGACUGCGCUCCAUACCGGUACGCGGUUACCGGCGUCGUACUACGCGAAACUGUACUAUGAAUUAAACAUUCAACUUAUUAAUUAAUUAUGAACUAAACAUCGGCUCACGACCAUAUCGGAACUAUUAUUCGGUGCGUCCCUGUGUUCUUCUGUAUCCGUGCCCGUACAUAGUGUCCAUUGUUUUGUGAACAAUCAAUCCCGUAUUUUAAUUUCUGCUCCGACUGUUUGGUAAUGGUUCCGUGGCGUGGAAAAACGAGUGCGGGGUGAGGCGAGUGGGUGGGCGUUAUGAGCGCACCGGAGCCUUCAGUGCUUCAAGCGCUGCAGGGCUAUACCCAACUAAGUGACAAGUGGCCGGGACCUCGCGCUGUCAAGAUAUACGUUGCAUCCGUUUACAAUGACUUUCGCGAAGAAAGGCGACAAAUCCUGGAGAUGGUGGGGCCGGAGUUACAAUCCACUUAUGAUGAUCGAUACAUUGAGAUCGAAUUCGUGGAUAUGCACUACGGCACCGAUGGGGGAGACGAAACAAAUCCAGCGCUGCACCGGUAUUACCUCAACGAGAUUCGCUGCUGUAACCAAACAUCGAAAGCGGGGUAUUUUCUUUGUUUCCUUGGGGGUGACUCGUCAUCUUACCAGCCUAUGCUACCACUUUCCAUUCCAAGUGACAAGUUUGAACAACUGAUCAAGAAUGAUACAGAGCAAACGAAACUAAUUCGAGGCCACUACAAACUGAGUGAUGAUGGGGCUUAUCAUUUAGAAGGAGAUGAUGCUUGGUUCAGUGACUUACUCGAAAGGGAUGCGGAAAGAAGCAGACUUGGUGAAGUUCAAAAAGUAUUCAACACCUUAACGUUAGAAGCUCUAGACAACGGCGCAGACGUUGCCGAUCUGUUACGGAGUCCAGUCGAGUACCAGUGUGAAUUAGCAUUGGAGUUGCUGAACACCGGUAAUCAUCCGAAGGGAAUGAUUGUUGUCUACAGAGACAUACCAGAAUCAGAGGCUGACGACUCGAGACUAUCUAUUUUAGCGUAUGCUAGGUUAAAAGAAUUAAAAAGGAAGGUAGAAGACGCGUUACCUGAAAGCCAUAUCAUUCAGUUAGAAUCAUUAUCAGCGGAAUCAUCAAGAACAGACGCGCCAUCAGACAACGACGAAAAAUUAAGUCCAUUCAGGCAACAGGUGCAGGCCGUGGUGUGUUCCCUGGUGGACGAUAGCCUCAGUACCGAACCUGAUCAGGGGAAGGGAAGAAAAAAGACUGUACAGGAAGUAUUUUUGGAGCACAUCACUCAUCUUAGGAUAUGUAUAGAACAUAAUCAUUUGUAUAAAAUAACCGUUAAACAAAUUGAAGAUAUCGCUAAGAAUAUUCUGAAUAAUGCUAAGGAUAACUAUGAAAACAGGACUCGGCAUCCGCCAGUUUUAAUAUACGGUCCUGAUGCUUCAGGAAAAACCACUUUACUGACGCAUAUAUAUUUUAAGAGCGAAGAAAUCUUCGGCAAACCGGUACUGAGAGUAAUAAGGUUUUCCGCUGCUACUCCAAGGUCGGCCUACAAUUUAGAACUUCUAAGAGUUAUGUGCCAACAGAUAUCAAUUAUCUUGAACAUUCCAGAGGGCUACUUGCCAAAAGACGCGAGUUUCGAUCCCUUGUAUAUAAAUAAUUGGUUUCAAAGUCUGCUGAGAAGAUGCGAGGAUAUGGAAAAUGAGAUAUUGUUGAUUUUUAUUGAUAAUGUUCAUAGAGUUAAUCCUUUAGAAUGUGAUAUCGUGACAGGGUUAUCUUGGUUACCUAUGUCGCUUCCAAGGAACGUUUUCCUAUUCUGCACUAGUGCGGUGUCGCUCGAGCAAUUACAGUUAACUCCAGCUCAAAAGGAAAAGUUUAAAGUUCAAAACAGUUAUUACCUCCUAGACGCUAUUGAGGAAACCCCGGAAAAUCAUAGCUACGGAGACUAUAUUGAUGGUGCCUUUGAUAACUUAGAAGUCUUCUUCGGUUCUAAAGCGUUUAGUAAAUUAGCAAGUUAUAUAACUUGUUCGGAAUUCGGCCUCACUGAACUAGAGCUGUUGGAACUUUUGAUGCCCACCAGUAACAGCGAAGCUGUUAUAACGCUCAAGGAUGCCAACUUCAACUUUUCUACUUUAUGUGUCGCCAAAUAUAUGAUGAAGGGCCUGGUGAGCUGGGCGGUGGUGUCGGGGCGCGGCGCGUGGCGCUGGCGCGCGGGCGCGGCGGGCGCGCGCGCGCGGCGCCGCUACGUGCGCGUGCAGAGCGCGCUGCGCGACGCGCACUCCGACCUCGCCGCGCUGCACUUCGCCAGCUUCCUGCACGACGGCGACGACACCGACAACAGCGAGGCGCAGGAGCCCGGAUGCGUGGAUGAUGACGACGCGCUAUUGGACUCCACUCCUUUCCACUCAGCAAGCAGGACAGCUGCAGCAUUCACACAGCGCCACGUUGAGGAGUCUUGGCUACAUCUUCUCCUCGCUGGGGACUUCUCAAAGCUUAAAGACCUAACAGUGUGCAACUUUGAUUUCCUUCUUGCUGCUGUUCAAACAGUCACGAUAUCGUAUCUGCGAUGCAUUUUGGAGCAUGUGCGGUGUUACAUCCUGGACCGUGACGUGGAGUUGGUAUACGGCGCAGUGAGGAAAGCGAGCGAUAUACUCACCAGGGAUCCCAUGCAGCUUGGUGCUCAGAUCAUAGCUUGGCUGAGGCCUGCAGUGGCGCGGCGUGGCGUGCUCGCCACUUUGGUCACAUCUGCUAUGGCCUGGUGCGAUGGUUACGACAAACCGCUGCUUGUACCUUUAAAUGGAUGGCUUCAACCACCGAUAGCAUCAACAGUCCGCGUGGUGUCCGUGGGUGGCUCAACCCCAGGAGCGGGCGCCAAGCUACUGCAACUUGCUCCUUCUGGUCAGCACCUAGUGCUAGCACCGUCUGCUGGUGAUCCACAACUAUGGCACGUUAUGUCUAACUCGAGGGUGCAUACUUUUAAAGGCCAUUCCGGGAGGAUACUGUGCAUGUGCGUGACCAGGGAGUCACAGUAUCUCCUUACUGGUUCCGAAGAUACCACUGUUAUCGUAUGGGAUCUUCACACUUUGGCAGUUAAAACGAAAAUACUGGAACAUAUUGCGCCAGUAUUGUGCGUGGCUGCAAUAGUCAAAAGAUCAUUAGUCAUCAGCGGUGGAGAAGAUUCCGCUGUUAUUGUAACAUCUUUAGUGGACGGUGUUUUGGUGACAAAAUUAGAUCAUCACCGUGGGCCGGUAACAGCUGUAAAAGUGAUACAAGAUGGCGAAAUACUAGUAACAGGAUCACAAGACGGUACGGUUUGCACAUGGAACGUGGAAAAUUUCACGUUACUCAGUACCGUGACAGCGGGCGUUCCGAUACACGCAAUGGAAGUAACAGACGAUAACGUGUUUCUCGUCACGCUGCAAGGCGAGAACGAGUUGCAUUUGAGAACGUUUAUAACCGGCACAUAUUUGCACGUUUUGAAGAGACAUAAAGCUAAGGUGAAAUGUUUCUGCGUGGCUCACGACUCAUCCCGGGCGGCGGUUGGCUGCGCUGACCAGCGAAUCUACGUGUACGGUUUGCAUGAUGGACAGCUACUACGCACUUUGGCGGCUGCUCACGAUCUCGCCGCGUUAGCUGUUGCUGAUAGAGACCACUUCCUAUUAGCUGCUGGUGGCAAUCGGGUAACGAUUUAUUCAUUCCACACUGAAGACAACUUAACAAACUUCAGGCCGACGAAACAAAUAAAAAGGCGGCAAACGAAAUCUACAACGAAUAUUACACUAUUACAGGCAGAACAAAGCGAAUUAAUACCAAUAAGUUGUUUGGAAGUAUCUCGCGAUGGCCAGCUAGCUGCUAGUGGGUGUGCCCGAGGAUUAGUCCGAGUGUGGCAGCUCUCAACCCAUAGACUACAGACUACACUCAAUGGCCACUUAGGACACAUAACAUGUGUUACCUUCUCACCAAAUAACCUACUAGUACUGAGUGGUUCAGAGGACAGGAAGGUGGUGGUAUGGCAACUCGCUGAUAACUCGCCCUCGUUAACUUACAAGGGCCACUCAGCCGCCCUACAGUCCCUCUUAAUGAUGUCGGACGGUCGACGCGCCAUGUCCGGCGAUCGCGCCCGUAACGUGCACGUAUGGCUCGUGGACUCUGGCAUAGUACUGCAUUCCACUACCGGACCUAGCGCCAGUUUAGACAUUACGCUGAAUAUGAAGUACUCCGUGCUAUCAGAUGGUGACAACUCAGUCCGUAUUUGGACUCUGACAGGCGACAGUGGAGAAGAAAAACGCUCCGUCUCCCACGCGGAGAGGAUCACCUGCUUCGCCCUCACAGCUGACUCACAACACGUUGUCACCGGAUCUAUGGACAUGUCACUCAAGGUCUGGAAACUGGACGGUGGCAAGCUAUCACAGGUUCUCGUCGGACAUUCUGAUAUAGUAACGUGCGUAGCAGUCUCCAUCACGAAUAAAACUCAAGUGGUGUCAGGUUCAUGGGACUGCAAUCUCAUAGUUUGGGACAUCAACACAGGAUCCGAUCUCCAUCUGCUCUCCGGUCAUUUGGGCAAAGUCACGUGCGUUAAAGUGACCGGAGACGGUACUAUAGCUGUAUCCGGUGCGGAAGAUAAAACGCUUAUUAUAUGGGAGACGAAACGAGGGCUGGCAUUGACAUCCCUAGCAUUACACGUACCCAUACUGGGUUUCCAGAUCACAAGUGAUUGCGCCCGUAUUGUCGUACAUCUUUUGGAUAGAGGAUGCCUACCAAUUAUUUGUCUACACAAUACUCCAGCUACGUACGUCAAAAUUCCAACUUACGCUGCACCUACUAAAGAUGCAGACGAAUUACGACCAUUGGCUCCAAAGAGACCGAUGAGGAGGCUCCUCAAGAAGGAAGUGUCGUUGGAUACAUACACGUGGCAGAAGAAAUAUGGUCACCUAACGUCUGCCGCUAUGAUGGCGCAAGUCGACGAACGUUUGAAGAGAAGAUUCUCAGUGUCCGCUUCUAUGGAAGAAAUCUCAAAGAUACAGGAAGCAAAAAAUAAAGAUCUCGGCUCACAGGUGAGCUUGGGCCCAGAAGAGGCGGCAAUAGCUCAGUCACAACACUUCGACCAGUUAGAAGCGUUGUGGAAUAAGAUAUCACCACCAAGGCGACGUUCCAACAAGUCAUUAUCAAAGCAAAGCUCGUUGAUUGAAAGUAAAUUCGAUUCUUCAGACGAAGAACAUACACCAGUAGAAGAACAAGAACACAUGGUAGAGUGAAGAAUCGAGUAAUAUUAAAAUUAAAUAAAUUAAUUUUAUUAUAAGUGAUUAAUUCAUUCAUGAUGUUGUAAGAAUAAUAUUUUGUAGCGUCAACCUUAUUGGUACGAUUACGCGGCAAAAUACGUUUAUUUUUGUGCCUGCGGUGUAUAAAAUUUAAUGAGGUUUCAUUAGUUUAAUUCUAUAAAUUAUUUUAAUGAGCGGGUCUCAAAUUAUCGUAUUAGGUUUCGAUAUCGUUUAAUCACAAAUUACGGUUGUUAUUUUUAUCAUUUUAUUGAUAAUUUGUAUGUAUGUAUAUUAUGUUGUAUAUUGUUGUAUACUGUUAUUAAAAUAAUAAAUAUACAAAUAAAAACAUAUUAAAAUCUCAUUUUCUAAUAGAUCACUUUAAUAAAUGUUUAUUAUAAUUCUUUCAACUAAUUGUAGUAUAUAAACUAUUAUUAAAAUUAUUUCCAAUCUUAAAUUAUUGUUAAGUUAGUAUAUUAAAUUUUAUUUCUUUAAUAAAUAGUUCUAAUUAAUUUAACUACUUCUGAUAUUUAGAACAUAUUCAAUAAAUUGUCUAGGUAGUCAGUUCCCAUUAGUAUUGUGUCAUUAUGUAGGUAUUUUAUUUACAGAGUCAUACUUUGAGAGUAUUUUAUUUUAGUUAUCUAUGUAGCAUAUUCAUACAGUUCGUAGAUCUAUUCAAUGGCCACUAUAAACAUAAUCUUAGAUGUCGAAUUGCUUUGUAAUAAGUGAAUCUAUAAUAUUGUAAAUAUACUUAAAAAGUAUUCUUAAAUCUCCAGCCUAUACGCAAUGUGAUCUUCUAGAUGUAGCUUUUAAUUUCAGGGUACCAGUUUCUAUGGAAUUACAAUAAUAACACUAAAAGUACUAGUAAUUGAAUCAAAAUAAAUAUUUUGAGAGGUCUAUUUAUGAAUAUAAAUAAAUAAUAGUGUAAUUCCGAGCUCUCUUGUACAUUUAUCUAACAAUAUAUUAGAAAUAUAUGAGCUAUAUAUUCCAAUCAAAAAUGCAAUUAUAAAAAAUUUAUGGCGUAUAAUUAGAUCAAAAUGUACAAUAAACAAAAUGCUUGUUAUAUAAAUAUCAGUAACCGCGUAUUCACUAGGAAAACAUGUUAAAAGUUUAAAACUUGUCGAUACGCAAUCCCGGAUUAAAAAAAAGACAACAAAUGAAUACAAAAUUAACUAUAGAUUUUGUAUAUUUCCUUUACAAAACAAUAGAUUUUAAUAUAUCGCGAGAAAUCAUAAGACAAAGUUUUUAAAACAGACUUUGGUAAUGUUAAUAGAAUAAUACUUAGCAACAGAUAGAUUUAAAUGUAAUUUCACCGUAAAAUAAUAAUUAUAUUUACAAUAUAACAUAUUAAAGGGCCAGCAGGCAUUUUUAGUAAAGCUACUCUCUUUUCAUAUUAUACUUUAUAAAAUAAUUAAACACAGUUAUCUGUAACCUACUGACAAAAUACUUUGACUAUAAUAGACACAAUCUAACUAGAAUUGAGUACGUUAUCGUCACUAUUAAAAAAAAUCGUAUCACUAGAUUUGUGACAAUUUUAAACGCAUUUUUUGUAAUGAAUUACAAGCCUGAAAUCCUAGUAAUUACGCGAUUUCAAAAUAAAAUAUUGAUAUUAGCAAAAACAUAGUGUAAAAUUAAACAAUACUCGGAAACUGGUCCCUGCUUAUGUUAGUCUACUGUAAUAUUGUUCACUCUUAUUUAAGAUAGAAAUAUUCUAAAUAUUUUUAAGUAGAGUUACAUUUAGAGAAAAUAAUGUACAUCUACACUGUAUAAUAAAUUAUACAAAUAUAUACACAGCACAUAGUCAUACCCCACUGCUCGGUAAAGGAUUCUCCUUUAGUCUAUAAAACUUAAAUUAGAAAAAAAAUCUACUAUUACCACAAAUAAUGCAUAAUUAGAGGCAUGUAACAGAAUGGGUUAUGAAUAAUAUUCUAAUUCUCAAAAACAUAAAUUAAAUACGAAAUUGAUCUAUUUAUGAACUCAAAUAUAACAAAUGUUAUCCCCGUAUCCUCUAUAGGUAACCUACAGGGUGUAACAAGUUUAUUAAAAGAAGCUGAUUGCAGACACUUCUAUAUAUACUAUAGUCAGAUUUCAGUCGUUGAAUGAAUGAGUGGAUCGCUCGAGUAAAUAAAGGUUUUGAAGUAUCGAGCUGGCUUUUUUAUCCACCUCUUGUAAAAGUAGAAACCAAAUAUCUAGUUGCUAGUCAAUCGGCCGAUUCCACUUACCAAACUAUAGUAAAUAGUGUUAAUAUACGAGUAAUAAACAGUAAUAUUAAUAGUAUUAUAGAUAUAUUUCGAGUAGAUACGUGCAAUAAUUUAGCACGAAUAUGGUUUAUUGCCAAAUUACCUGAGGUAUACCGACCCCCACCGCCUCUAAAAAUAUUUAAGAACCUAGUUGAACACAAAAUUUUAAUUUUCAAAUUUAUUCUGUUAAUAUUAUAGAGAACGUGGUAGGAGUAUAAGGUAACGGUAGAUUUUUUCACAUUAUCUUAUUCUAGUCAACAAUGUAAUAUUUUAUUUCGCUACAAAAAUGAUUUUUAUAAUUAUAAUUAUUGUUAUAUAAUUACUUAUCUUUUUACUACGAUAAAUAAAAUAUAGUAAUUAAUUAUAACAAUUUAGAGGUUUAAUAUUACACAUAUUUCUUAAAGAAAUUAGGCGUAGGUACGAGUAUAUUGUCCCCUAUGUAUCGAACUAGUAUUUUCCAAACUGUGAUCCCUUAUAAAGACUUCUAUAUAAGUACAUGCAUUAUUCAAAAUAAUCCUUACGAUUAACUAGAAGUAUAUUAUUAAUAUCAUAAUUGUCUAAUUCUAAUAAUAUUUUAUAAUUGUCUGGUUGAAGUAAUUAAUUACUUUACGUGUUUCAUUUGAAUGUCGUAAAUUCAUGUAAGUAACACUAAGCUUGUGUGAUAAGUGACAAUGUUCAACUUGCUUAAAAAAGUAGAGCAGCUAUAUUUAACUUGUUUCAUUGUGAGAUUUGAUUGUUAUUAAAAACAAACCACUUGUACUAAAAUAGGUGAGUUAUUAUCAUUUUAUUCAUGAAUGGGUUAAAAACACUUUGAGUACAUUUUUUGUAAACAGUAAAUUUUAUAUUACAAUAUUAGACAAGGCUUACAAAUAGAAUUGUAAUAUUAAGAUACACCAAUUAUUGUAUUUAAUAUUUUUAUUAUCUCAUUUUACUCUUGUUUUUAGAUAUUGUUUAAGUAAACAUUAAUUUGCAAAAAGUACAAAGUGUAAACAUUUUGAAUUUAGUCUUGUUAAGUUAACGCUACAAUAUCGUCUUAAUUAAAAUAUUAUCAAAAAGCAACUGCUAGUAGGAAUAUACGUUAUAAAACUUAACGCGUAGAGUUUUGAACUUAAUGUUGGUAUUAGACGUUGACUAGAACAUGCAAUAAUAUUUCAUAAGUAGUUGCACUUACUUGUAGCUAAGUAUUUAUAGUUUAAAAUUGAAUUCUCUUGCUGGAAACGAAUUACAAACACAUUUAGAUACACGAUCGAUGUAAUCACGCUUCUAAACUUUCUCAAAUACCUAUUUACACUUAAAAAAUAAAUAUAAAAGAGAAUUCAAUGUUUGCAUUUGAAGAUAGAACUCUUGAAAUUAAAAACAAAGUACCAUAAAAUGCAAUGUAUUUAAUGGUUGUCAAAUCAAAUAUUUCAUUACAUUUUUUAAAUGAGAAUUGAGAUUAAUAUAAAUUCAUACUAUUUACACAGACAUAUUCAAAAGUUUUGUCUUCAAAUUGGGUAUGCAAUAAGUUAUUAUAAUCGUUAGACACUGUCACCUUGUUAACUAUUUGUAUAGAAUUUUAUAUAUUUAUCGUUUCUUAAACCUCACUUACGUGAGUUUUAUUUUUGACCUAUCGUGGUAUAUCUGGAAAUAUAUUCUCUGUGUU